UCCGAAGUCUGCUGCGAGGAGUGACACUUUCUGCAGAAUGCCACUAACUCUUUGGGUCCACGCAACUGCCCUCCUUUUUUCUACCUUCCUUCAGCAAGGCUCUGCACAGACUGUGCCGUGCUUCACUGGACUUGGUUGUGCUUCUGGUAGUGUUGGGGAACAGGUUUCAACAUUGGCCUGCUGUAGCAUGGCUGAUACUCUCUCAUUCAGACCUACAGUGGGCCACGAAUCAUGCUUUACAUGUUAUGGGUUUGGAUGGGUACAGAAUAUCAACAGUGAUUUAACAUCAGCUGAGCCUCAAACUGAAGUAACUGCUGUGGAAGGACAGACUGUCACUCUCACACUUUUCUACAUUAAGAAUAAUCCACCAAAUUCCCUCCGAAUAGACUUUAACAUUCAGAGCUCUGGUUCAGCAACAGAGGGAGUGGACUAUGUUGUGACUCCAGAUCCAGCUAGUGUUUUCAUGGACGAAGUGUCACUGCAGUUGGUCCCAGUCACAGUUAAUGUCACUCUAGCCAGUGAUGGUAUAGGAGGAGAAGGAACAGAAGACGUUGUUAUUACUCUAGUCCAGCUUCCACCAAUCGAAGAUGAGCGUGUUCUCGUCAACCCAACUGUCAGGAUCAUUGUCGAGGAUAAUGACAUUCAGACUGGGUUCAGGACGCCAGAGGAUGGAUGUAUCCCAGAGGGUGCGUUGCAGGAGAUCUGUCUGACUAUUGUUGGAUCUCCUGCAGUGGAUACUGUGCUAACUGUCUCUGUCACUUAUGGCACUGCUGGACCUGAAGACUUCGAUCUGAUCACGUCACAAGUGACCAUCACUGAGACUAUGACUGAGUCGUGUGUGAGUUUCCAGGCCAUAGCAGACGGUCUGGGACUGGAGGGAGUGGAGAACCUCACUCUGUCUCUGAGUGGACCUCCCAAUGUACAACUGACUACUGCCUCUCUACACAUCUGCAUUCAGGACUCUGACGUUGUGACGUUUGAGUUUUUCGAGGGAGAGGCAGAGGCUGAAGAAGAUGAUCCUGAGAUCAGUGUGACUAUCUCUAGAAGUGUGGCUACAGCAGAAGAAGUGUCCUUCACUCUCACUCCCACUGAGUAUGAUGCUUCGUUUGGCUUUCCCAUUCCUACCUUUGAUACCAGCUCACCCAACCUUGCAACACCCGGGGCAGACUAUGUGCCUGAUAUGAUACAGUUCACCGUACCUCCUGGAGAUGGCCCAACAGUCAUUGCAGUACCCAUUAUUGAUGAUGUCAUAGCAGAAGAUUCCAACCAAUAUUUCAUUGGAGUCCUGCGCUUCAGUGGAAAUCCAACUGGAGCAGUGCUGGGGAGAGAUGCUAUACUUUUGGGAAUCCAAGACAACGACCAAGCAACUAUUAGAUUCCAGUUUCUCUUGAGUGUUGUUGACGAACAAGAUGUAGAUUUUACCCACAACCUCCUCGUGACUAGAGACGUAGACUCGGAGCAGAACUAUUCCAUUGCUCUCAGUGGCUCACCUAAUACAGCUGAGGACGACGACUUCUUUGUGUCUGACGGCACGUUCUAUUUCCCUCCGGACGUGUCCAGUAUCAACGUGUCAGUCACCAUUCGUGGAGACACGAGAAUUGAACUGGCAGAGACGUUUGAUGUAAGGCUAGGUCAGAGAGGAGGUACAAACUUUGUCGUUGACCCUCUGACCAGAAAUAUCAUUGUGGAAAUCAGAGAUAAUGAUGGAGACUACAUCUACGUACCUGCCCAGAGUACCUAUAUUGUCCCUGAAGGAGAACAGAGAGAAGUCAGUUUUGUCUUGGAUAACCCUCCACUUGAUGGAGUCUUUGAGUUUGACUACAAUGUCGUCCUCUCUACUGCCGAUGGCUCUGCCAUUGGAGGCAGUGACUACAUGUCCAUAGUGGAUGAGGUGAUAGCAGCUAGUACGAUGCCCAAUGGAGUGGUGUCAGUGAAUGUGAGUGUCUUCAGUGAUGACAGAGUGGAGCUGGAGGAGACAUUCUCAGUGGUGGGGAGGGUCAUGGAGAGUGGCCUGAUUGCUGACGGAAUUGGCAGGGAGUUCCCCGUGGUAUUCCAGGGCCCUCUCGACGUCUCCAUCAAUGAUGAUGCUAUCACUAUUGGUUUCGAGAGUAUUGAGUACACAGUGGACGAGGGUGGCACACUGGAGGUAGUCGUGUUGAAAUCUGCUCCGUUCGACUCUGUCAUAGAAUUCGAGGUGGCAGGUGGAAACUUCUCUGCUGUCAGGGCUUUCCCGGAUGGAGCAUCUAGUCCCAACUCCAUAUCAAUAUCAUUCCAAAUCCCUGAUGACAUCAUUGCUCUGGAACCACCGGAAACGAUACUAUGUAUACUGACAGUUCUCGACCCAAAUCCACAGAUAUCUGUCGACCCAGACACUACCACUGUCACCAUAUUCGACAAUGAUUGUCCAGUGACUAUUGGAUUUUAUGAGGCAAACAUUAUUGUCAGAGAAGAUGGAGGAAAUAUAGAAGUAGCUGUCAGUUUACUGCAGCCAGUUGCAGCCCCAGUCUCCGUGGACUUCGACUACAUCCUUGAAACUGCAGGUUUCAACGAUUUUGUGAGAACUGGUCUGUCGAGGCUAACAUUCACUGCAAACGGAACACAGACAAUUCCGUUGGGGAUCCGUGAUGACAAUCUGGACGAACUAGAGAUGGAAACCUUCUCCAUUACUCUGUUUAACCCUCUGCCUCCAGACUGCGUGACCAUCUCUCCCGACCUGGCCACCAUCACCAUAAUUGACGACGAUGAAAUCAUAACUGUGGGGUUUGAAGCUGAAACUCGCACAGUACAAGAAGAUGGUGGAAGUAUAUUUGUAGAUGUCACCAUAGCACAGGAGAUUUCUCAACCUGUCACUGUGGGCAUUGUGUUCAUGGAUGGAACUGCCAUUCAACGAUCAGGUCAAAUGUUCAAUGUUCCGUUCAGCGUGAGCACCUACACUGGUGAACUAGGAUUCCUGGACCCCAGCGAAAGGCAUUUCUACGUGACUGUUGGCAACACACUACCUGGGACGACACUUACAAGAACCUUUGUCGCGUCGCUACAGCCUCGAAUCUGGGAUCGGACCGCUGACUAUUGCCUGUAUGCUGGAAAUCGUCAGUCGGGCCCGACUGGGGAUAUCACCGACGACGACUCUCCUAACGACUCUGACCACAACAGAGUAGGUUCCGUGCGGACCGUGUCGGGGACGCGGCACCUGCUGAAGGAGAGUCUAAACGAGGCGGAGAUGGAGGUACAGACUGUAUUUCAGCUGGUAGCACUGCUGUUGCUCGGCAUUUGCACCAGAGGAGGGAAGGCUCAGGUGGAGUGUUACUCAGAGGGGCAAUGUCCAGAGAAUGUACCGGAAUUGAUUAUCGGCGAAUUUAAUUCAGCUAAAGAGUGCUGCAUACUUGAUGAAGCUCUCUCCUGGCAAACUGCAGAACCCUGUGCAGCAUGUUUAAUUUAUGGGUGGAAAGAGACGUAUUCCGAGGCAGGGAUAGGUGACACAGUGACUCUGACUGUUGGCACUAUCAAGGGGUCACCUGAAAUCAGAGUUAUUCUUGGUGUGGAAUACAACAAUACUGAAGUGAGUGUGGAUGCUACCGAUUUCGACCCAACCAGAUUCAUAUUGGCAGCUGAGGAUCUGAGUUUACAAGUGACAGUGUUGGAUGAUGGUCAACCUCUGCAGGAAGAUAAGAACAUCACGCUGACACUAGCAAAGAUAACAGGGGGAAAAAGUUCUGAUAUCAUUGUCACUGAAGCAAUAAUCGCAGUCAGAGCACAAAAGAUCCCAGUAAUGGUCGGCUUCAACUCAACAUCCCUCACUGUGUCAGAAAGUGACGGCUUGGCUAUAGCUUGUAUCACUGCUAUUGCUCCCAGUCCUACUGACCCUGUCACUGUCACUGUCAAUGUCUUCGCCAUUGGUGGGACUGCUACAGCAGCCGAUAUGGAACCUCCUCUUCCUGCAACUCUAACACUGAUCCCAGACUCUACACAAUGUGUUGAAGUCCCUCUCAUAGCCGGCGAUGGAUACGAACACACAGAGAUGUUCUCUCUACUACUGACUACUACCGACGGUGCCAAUGUUGACAUUGUCCGCAAUGUGACAGAGAUCACAAUAUUGGAUUCAGACAUGGCAUUCAUAGUACUGAGCCCGGAGAUAGUGGAGAUAAUGGAGGGAGAUGAAGAGGUUCAGACUCUAUGUCUCAGUAUCAAUAACUCUGCAGUUGACGUGGAUGUCUAUUUCUCAGAGAGUGAUCUCUCCCAGUUAGUAGGAGAUGUUCUACCGAUUGGGAUGUUUGAGAGCGAAGUAACCUUGUUAGCACAAGGACCUCCUUAUUGUCUUCAGUACAGUGCUAUAGAUGAUGAUGUAAUCGAAGGAACAGAAGUGUUGGAGGUGACGUGGAUGGGGCGAACACCUAGAGUGGUGCCUGCUACUGUCAUCAUGACUAUACUCGAUAAUGACAUGCUUCCAUCUCCUUCACCCUCACCCUCUCCCUCUCCUUCCCCCUCCCCCACCUCUCCUCCGCCAACAAGACGUGUACCAACCCCCGAACAAAUUGCAGACACUGUCAGCGGAGGCGCCUUCCUUGCCGCUCUAAUUAAUGCCCACUCCACAGACACCGACGCACCAAUGGAGAUGGCGCUGUGCUACGAGGUCCACGGGCUCCAGGGGAGAUAUUUCAAUCUCGUGAGCGAACCCUGUCUAUCAGUAAACGCCCACUACAUGGUACAAGACCCGGAUAAACCACUCCAUUUUAUCGACGAAAUAGCGGUGGUGGCAACAAACGCAGAGGGAGCCAACAUUGAGAUGGAAAUUGACAGACACUGUAACCUACUAGUGGACGGAAGCACUACCAGCACGGUGUUCUUAAACAGCAGUGGAGUGUUGGCUGAAGCAAUUCCGGCCUUCAACGAUGUUGUGAUAGUGGCAACUGAGUGUGGUCGAGACAGAGAGACCGUGCUGUGGAUGAGAUGUGUACCACACGAGCACGGCUUCAUGCAGCUGGACAUCAGUCGAGACUUGGGCCUCAGAAAUUCCUCGUCUCACGGGCUACUGGGUCAAUUCUGGGGCGUCUCGAUACCAGUCAGUAAUUACGGGGAAAACCCCGACGAUUACCUCAUUGAAAUUCCUUUCCAUGGUGGCAUAAACCCGCGCAAGAUAGUCGGGAGCAGUCACAAGGUCACCUGGGAGUAUCGCAGACUCAAAUGCCUCUACGUCGGAGACCGGCAGGGAGGGAGAGGGGCGGGGAUCCACGGAGGACCUAAUCAACCUCUAAUUGACGGGGACUAUACCGAUUACCUCACCGAUGGACCUUUCGAUACAGACUUUAUACACUCGCACUUUGGCCAGUGAUUAAUUGUUUCGUUUGAUGAAUUUUGGGUGUUGAUUUUUUGUUAGUAUUAUUAUCAUACUUGAAAGCAAAAGAAUUGGUGAGAGGAAAUCCUCACAUUAAUAUUGCGAUAGGAAAUGAAUUAAUAGAGUGUACACACAGAAUGGCAGUUCUAUAAAACCUGGUAGCAAGCAGUGCUAUGCAGUGAAGCAAGUGUCUAACAGUCUCUUGAUAUCUCUUAGUUCUUCCUCGUGUUCUUCAGAAGACCAAAUCUCAGCCAAAUCCGUCAGAGCACUUUUCAAACCCACCUCCUCCUUCCCACACUCCAGCACCGCCUCCUGAUGAUGCGUCGCC
Geodia barretti is the source of this 5660-nucleotide messenger RNA. NCBI's taxonomy places the organism in Eukaryota, Metazoa, Porifera, Demospongiae, Tetractinellida, Geodiidae. The record is from the annotation of a GenBank genome assembly.